CCCGCAUUUAACGACGCUGUAGACUUUGUAUCUAAAACUCGAAUGUAGUUCCUCCGCAGUUUGUCAUUGUAAAUGAGCGACGCGCGUUGUCACCUUUGUAGUUAACCACCUGUACAUGCUGUAAGGAUGUAAAUACUGUCCUUGAUUAAACCUGUCUCUGCGCUGAGCGGCCGUCCCUGCGCGGGGCCGGGGCGGGGCGGCGAGCCCGGCAUGGCGGCGCUGGGCCGGGGCCGGGAGCGGGGCUGGCCGCGGGGCUGGCCGCGCUCCCAGCCCUGGGCCCUGGCUCUGGCGGCCGCCCUGGCCGUCUGCGCCUUCUACUACCUGGGCGGCGGCGGGGAGACCUUCUCCAGCGCGACCCGCCGGCUCCGCGCCACGCCGCCCGCCCCGGCCCGCCGGCCCCCGGAGGGCGCGGCCCGCGGCCUGCACCUCCUGCUGAUGUUCACCAAGGCGGAGCGCAGCCCGGCGCUGCGCGGCAAGGCCCAGGCCGCCCUGCGCUCGCUGCUGCGGCACGGCCGGCUGCCCGCCGGGGACGCGCUGCACCUCCACCUCGUCACCGAAGGCGCCAGCCGGGACAUCGGGCUGGGGCUGCUGCGGGACCUGCUGCGCGGAGCCGCCUUCCGGCACCAGGUAAUAGUCCAUGAUGUGAAUGAGCUGACAGAAAAGCUGUUUCCAAUUGUCGAAUCCAUGCAGAAACACUUCAGUGCUGGAUCGGGGACCUACUACAGUGACUCCAUCUUCUUCUUGUCGGUUGCGAUGCAUCGCAUCAUGCCCAAAGAAGUAACACAGAUCAUCCAGGUAGACUUGGACCUGAAGUACAAGACCAACAUCCGAGACCUGUUUGAUGAGUUUGACAACUUCCCAGAGGGAGCAGUCAUUGGGAUUGCCAGGGAGAUGCAGCCAGUGUACAGACACACAUUCUGGCAGUAUCGCCGCGAGAACCCCCAAACCAAAGUGGGGGACCCCCCUCCUGAUGGGCUGCCGGGCUUCAACAGUGGAGUCCUCCUUCUGAACCUGGAAGCCAUGAGGCAGUCCAAGCUUUACAACCAGCUGCUGGAGCCUAGCAUGGUGCAGAAGCUGACAGAGAAGUACCACUUCAAGGGCCACCUUGGUGACCAGGAUUUCUUCACCAUGGUGGGGAUGGAGCACCCAGAGCUCUUCCAUGUGCUUGACUGCACAUGGAACCGGCAGCUUUGCACAUGGUGGAGGGACCAUGGAUACAGCGACGUGUUUGACCAGUACUUCCAGUGUGAGGGUGAGGUCAAAAUUUACCACGGGAACUGCAACACCCCAAUCCCUGAGGACUAGGGCACCCACUGCCCCUGGGAGCAGCUCUGACUGCAGCAAGCCCUGCAAUGCCUUAAUGGCUGCACCAGCAGUCGCUCAGGAAGGGUGACCAGCCCUGAGUCAUUGCAUCACAGGGGGAUCCCUAGAGAUCCCAAGAGCAUUCAGUAUCCCACUGCCUGUAGCCCCACUGCUCCAGGGGGAAGUGCAGUCUGGUAGUUGGAGCAGGACAUCCAGUUACCAUGCUCAGAGCUCAGCUCCUGGCUCUGCUUGGGGCAAGUCCAUGGUGCCCAUCUGUGCCACAGCCACUGGGGCAUGAGGACAGCUGAGGUCACAUCAGGUGACCCUGCUUUUGCACAUGGCAAGGUGCUGCUCCCUGGGUGCUGCGCAGCCUUGCCCUGCCUAAUGAUCAGCAGGAGGACACAGCCAGGCAGUUGGGUUUCAUUUUGGCAUUUCUCGGUGGCCCAUUUGCUGCUCCUCACACAGAGCAUCUGUCUGGUCCCUCUGGAGAGCAGACACUGUCCUCAGGUCAUCUUCCUUUUGAAGCAUUCCAGAAAGGCGAGAGGGUUUUAAAGACUGAAAAUCUGUUUUAAAUUGGGUUACUUACAAACAAAAAAAUUGAAUGCUAGAUGAGCUUUAAAGCCUUCCAUUGGUUCUUCUUAGCAAUAAAAGCUUUACUACCCUUUCUUGUCUUAAAAGCGUUCAGUGAGCGUGUACCAAUAGGUUCAUUUUUCUAGCUUUGCCUUUAACCUUUCGUACAAGAAUAAAGCUGCAGAUGUAGAACGUGCUCGGCUGUUUUUCUGUGGCACAACCGAAGGCCUGUGCGAUGGGGGGUUUUGUACUUUUAUUAUCAUGAUUAAAUGUGGUUGAUGUGUA
Messenger RNA from Apus apus (common swift), 2157 nucleotides. It is a transcript of the gene XXYLT1, whose product is annotated as xyloside xylosyltransferase 1. The transcript is spliced from 4 exons. Bases 211 to 1305 code for a protein of 364 amino acids. NCBI's taxonomy places the organism in Eukaryota, Metazoa, Chordata, Aves, Apodiformes, Apodidae. The record is from RefSeq and is a predicted model, not a curated record. Gene Ontology annotation, molecular function: UDP-xylosyltransferase activity.